AUGUUAAGUGACGCGUGCAGCGGUGCAGUGGUCACCAGCAGCAGAUGCUGGCUGCAAACGGACCCCUCACAUCUCAGCUGGGCACCCGAGGGUGAUGCCCAUCUCGACUGCCGCCACGCUGUGAGCCAAAUCGCCGAGAGCUGCGUGUCGGAGCUGUUCCUGACCUGUACGCUCAUCCUCAACAACCGUGACUGGGACGAGUUGGACACCGAGCAACAGCUGUGCCUGCGCCUGCGCAACAAGCUGCUGCUGCUCUACUUCGGCUCGGGCAGCUGCGACGACUGCCGCGCCUUCACGCGCGUGCUGCGCAGGUUCUGGACGCGGCUCACGGACCCGGCGCACGUGGAGCGCGCCGCGCCGCUGGCGCUCGUCUACAUCUCGCACGACCCCAGCGCCGACUGCCAGCGCGCCUACAUGCAGCACAGCAUGCCCAGCCAGUGGCUGAGCCUGCGCCACGGAGACCCGCUCGCCUCGGAGCUCGGGCGCCGCUUCGAGGUGCGGGCGCUGCCGUCCGUGGUGGUGCUGCAGCCCAGCGGCGAGGAGGUAACUCGCGCCGGCGCGGAGGAGAUCCGGCGUCUGGGCGAAGCCGCGUUUGCGAACUGGCGCGAGGCUGCCGAGGUGCUGGACCGCGGCUUCCUCCUCGCCGAGGACUUUGAGGAGGUGGAGACGCCGUUCCGCAGCCUGUCCCACCACCUGCGCAGCCUUUUCUACAAGGCUGAGAAGGAGAAGCAGGGGUCCGACGACUUCCUUCGAGACGGCGCCGUCUAAGCCAAGGGGCGAAAUCUGCCACGCGUAGCCGUAGGUCUCGAAGAUAACCAUCGCUUGCUUCCGUCUGGCUCUGUCCGGGUCGAUGACCCGAAAAUUAUUUCUGCACCCGGGACACCGCACCCAGUCGAGCCCUUGCUGUGGUUCAGGUUGCCCGUCACAUGCCUAAUCCGGCCUACCAGUGACCCCGCACCCGGCACACCACAUCCAGUAUACCUCUCGAUAUGACUGUGGCUGCUUGUCACGUGCUGUCCACUCUAGUCUAACAGCGACCCAGAAAUUAUGAGCAAGGAAGUCGUGAAAAUAACAAUAGGAAAUCAUUGUUUUAAGGUCAGUCUUAGCUACAAAACGUGACAUCUAUUAAAUAAUGCCCUGAGCUGAGUGCAUGAUCCGGCUUCUCAAACUACCUGACCCUUUGGGGAACUGGGACAGAACUGAGUCAGCUUCAUUCAGCCUCAUCCAUAAAGCCGGAUAAAUCCCUCAGUUCAUUUAGUAAUUAUAACAACAAUAGUAAUAAUCUUCAGCCCUUGUCAAUCCACUGCUAGAUGCAGGCCUCCCCAUGCCUUUAGGUCAUAGAGGCUGCCUGACCAGACGUGUACAUGUGGGCUGGGGAUAGACAGGGUUCUCCAGAGCCUGUUCAGAUAUCGCUCGCCACUCGUGUUAGACUCAAGCUCAGGUAGCCAGGUUCAAAGCCCCGUGCUCCAAACAAUGUGUCACUGCCCUCGCAAUAGUUAUUUUAUUUAAUCAGAUAUUGUCACCGCAAAUUGAGCGUGAUUAUGUUAGUUGAUUUUUUUACCGUUUUGUAUUUUGAUAGCUUCACCGAAAACAUAUGCUCAAAAGAUAUGGCUUAUUCUCUCUGGUUAUUUCGGUAGAGCCACGUAGAUAGAAAAUAUAAUAAUAGAACACGACGUUUCGGU
Petromyzon marinus (sea lamprey) is the source of this 1682-nucleotide messenger RNA. The record is from RefSeq and is a predicted model, not a curated record. Lineage: Eukaryota; Metazoa; Chordata; Hyperoartia; Petromyzontiformes; Petromyzontidae.